GUUUGUUAGUUAUGCCUGAGCCAGCCAAGUCCGCUCCUGCCCCAAAAAAGGGCUCUAAAAAAGCGGUGACCAAGGCGCAGAAGAAGGAUGGCAAGAAGCGCAAGCGCAGCCGCAAGGAGAGCUACUCCGUGUACGUGUACAAGGUGCUGAAGCAGGUCCACCCGGACACCGGCAUCUCGUCCAAGGCCAUGGGCAUCAUGAACUCCUUCGUCAACGACAUCUUCGAGCGCAUCGCGGGCGAGGCGUCGCGCCUGGCGCAUUACAACAAGCGCUCGACCAUCACAUCCAGGGAGAUCCAGACGGCCGUGCGCCUGCUGCUGCCCGGGGAGCUGGCCAAACACGCGGUGUCCGAGGGCACCAAGGCCGUCACCAAGUACACCAGUUCUAAGUGA
Odocoileus virginianus texanus is the source of this 392-nucleotide messenger RNA. Its product is annotated as histone H2B type 1-C/E/F/G/I. Lineage: Eukaryota; Metazoa; Chordata; Mammalia; Artiodactyla; Cervidae. The record is from RefSeq and is a predicted model, not a curated record. Gene Ontology annotation, molecular function: structural constituent of chromatin; DNA binding; protein heterodimerization activity. Gene Ontology annotation, cellular component: nucleosome.